CCCGGUAGUUCCCGGAGCCGCCAUGAGCGCGGCCCGGCCCGGGCUGCGGCGGCUGCGCUCGGCCGCGGGCAGCGCGGGGAGCCAGAUCCAGGGCACACGGCAGAGCAGGAGGAGGAAGAGCCUGGCCAUCGCCUACGAAGCGGGGCAGGGCGAUGGGGCCGAGCCCCGGCGGGCGCGCUGGGAGCCGCCGCGCUGGCGGGAGCAGCUGCAGCGCAUCCGGGACAUGAGGAGCAGCAGGGAUGCUCCCGUGGAUGAGAUGGGAGUGCAGAGGUGCUACGACAGCAGUGCACCUCCAGAGGUGAUGCGCUACCAGGUGCUGCUGGCCCUGAUGCUGUCCAGCCAGACCAAGGACCAGGUGACGAGCGCUGCCAUGCUGCGCCUGCGCCGGCGCGGCCUCACCGUGGACAGCGUGCUGCAGAUGGAUGAUGAGACCCUGGGGCAGAUCAUUUAUCCCGUGGGCUUCUGGAGGAACAAGGUGAAGUACAUCAAGCAGACCACAGCCAUCCUGAAGCAGAAGUACGGGGGUGACAUCCCCAGCACUGUGGAGGAGCUGGUGCAGCUGCCAGGAGUUGGGCCCAAAAUGGCCCAUUUGGCCAUGCACAUUGCCUGGGACAGCGUGGCUGGGAUAGCUGUGGACACCCACGUGCACAGGAUCUCAAACAGGCUCAAGUGGGUGAAGAAGGAGACCAAGAGCCCCGAGGAGACUCGGGUGGCACUGGAGGAGUGGCUGCCCAGGGACCUCUGGAAGGAGAUAAACUGGCUCCUGGUGGGCUUUGGGCAGCAGACCUGCCUGCCUGUGAAGCCUCGCUGCAGCCAGUGCCUCAACCAAGACAUUUGCCCAGCUGCCAAGAGACUCUGAGGGAUCAUCCAGCCUUGGGAGAGCCACAAAGCUGCUUGGGCUGAGCCCUGCUACAGCUGGGCCUGGCACAGGGCUGGCAGUGUGACUGCAGGGGACAGGAGCCUGCUGCAGCAGCUCGAGGGAACAGCCACUGGCAAUGCUCAGCUCUCCAGAGGGAAAAGGGGCUUUGAGAGGCAGCAAUCCUGCUGGGACACAGCUGAAGGCUCCAGCCUGGGUGAAUGGCUGAGCACAGCCCAGCUGUGCCACACUGAGUCACUGGAGAGAAAAGCUUUGUCCUCAGGGACUUGCUGCUGCUUGUAAAUACUCCUUUAAUAAAGGUGGUGAGGGCUUUUUUUGCACCCACGA
Molecule: messenger RNA, 1204 nt
Organism: Vidua chalybeata
Lineage: Eukaryota; Metazoa; Chordata; Aves; Passeriformes; Viduidae
Gene: NTHL1
Product: nth like DNA glycosylase 1
Exons: 6
Coding region: 23-859 (278 amino acids)
Biological process (GO): base-excision repair, AP site formation; nucleotide-excision repair; base-excision repair
Cellular component (GO): nucleus
Molecular function (GO): 4 iron, 4 sulfur cluster binding; oxidized pyrimidine nucleobase lesion DNA N-glycosylase activity; DNA-(apurinic or apyrimidinic site) endonuclease activity
Source: RefSeq, a predicted model, not a curated record